AUGUCUUUAUUAAAUUUAAAUAUAGUUGAUGAUAAUGAAAUGUUAUCUGAAAAACUUGGUUAUCAACUUGAAGAAAUAAUAUUAGAAUUAGUAAAUAAAAAACAAAUCGUGACAAUUGGUUUAUCAGGUGGAUCAUUAAUUGAUUUAUUAGCAUCAAGUGUUCCUCGUCUUCAAUUUCCUUGGGCUCGUCUUCGAUUUUUUUUUGUUGAUGAACGAUUUGUUCCAUUUACAUCGGAUGAAUCAACAUAUGGAGCUUAUCAAACAAAAUUAUUUCGUAAAUUACCACUUACUGAAAAAAAUAUUAUUAAAAUUGAUCCUGAUUUAAAAUCUGUUGAAGAAUGUGCAAAAGAUUAUCAAAAUAAAUUAGAAGAAACAUUUACUGAAGAUGAUAAAUCAUUUGAUAUAAUUCUUCUUGGUAUGGGACCUGAUGGUCAUACUGCAAGUCUUUUUCCUAAUCAUUCAGUUCUUAAUGAAAAUAAAGGAUUAGUAACAUAUGUUAAAGAUUCACCUAAACCUCCUUCUGAACGUGUUACAUUAACAUUAAAUACAAUUAAUCAAGCGAAAUAUAAAAUAGCUGUUGUUACUGGUGAAAGUAAAUCAACGAUUGUUAAAGAAGUUAUACAAGAGAAAAAUACAAAAUAUCCUAUUGGUCAAGUUAAAGAUUUAAUUUGGUAUCUUGAUAAAUCAGCAGCAUCGAAAUUAUAA
This is a messenger RNA of Adineta steineri, 705 nucleotides long. The record is from the annotation of a GenBank genome assembly. NCBI's taxonomy places the organism in Eukaryota, Metazoa, Rotifera, Eurotatoria, Adinetida, Adinetidae.